AUGGCCCGUUCUAAGAAAACCCCAAACAAGAAGCCUUCGUCAGCCUCUACGUCCUAUUUUAUCGGAAACAAAGAAUAUCGCAUCAGACUCAAGCUGCUCAGGAUGAUUAAGAAGCUGCAGAUGUCUACAGAGCUAUGCAUCCCAAAACUAUCGUUUUCAAGACUUAUCCGAGAACUUCUCCAAAGUCAUAGUCGAGGGACACGGGAUCUUAGGAUUCAGAAAAGCGCGUUGCAAGCAUUGCACGAGGCCUCCGAGGCCUAUUUGACUGCACUGUUCGCUGACAGUAACUUGUUGGCGGCACAUGCACACCGCGUUACCAUAAAACCGGGGGAUAUGGCACUCUGCAUGUACAUAAGGAGGGAAAAAGAAGGUGGUUAA
Molecule: messenger RNA, 378 nt
Organism: Tribolium castaneum (red flour beetle)
Lineage: Eukaryota; Metazoa; Arthropoda; Insecta; Coleoptera; Tenebrionidae
Exons: 1
Coding region: 1-378 (125 amino acids)
Cellular component (GO): nucleosome
Molecular function (GO): protein heterodimerization activity; structural constituent of chromatin; DNA binding
Source: RefSeq, a predicted model, not a curated record